This is a messenger RNA of Colius striatus (speckled mousebird), 3339 nucleotides long. It is a transcript of the gene FIGNL1, whose product is annotated as fidgetin like 1. Bases 64 to 2139 code for a protein of 691 amino acids. Gene Ontology annotation, molecular function: microtubule severing ATPase activity; ATP binding; ATP hydrolysis activity. NCBI's taxonomy places the organism in Eukaryota, Metazoa, Chordata, Aves, Coliiformes, Coliidae. The record is from RefSeq and is a predicted model, not a curated record. The transcript has 2 exons.
CGGCCUGUGUGUGGCCCGCCGCGGCAGAGGAGGCGGAGCCUGCCCUGGGCAGCCGUGUCAGUGAUGGAAACCCCCACCCUCAGCAGCGUGCACCUGAGCGACUGGCAGAAAAGUUACUUUGCCAUUACCUCUGGCACUUGCACGCCUGGACAGAAGGCAGAUGAAUAUCGUGCCAAAAUCCUGCAUAUUCAGUAUGCAUGGGCAAACUCUGAGAUCUCUCAGGUCUGUGCUGCCAACCUGUUUAAAAAGUACGCAGAAAAAUACUCUGCAAUUAUUGACUCUGACAACACAGAGACUGGCUUGAAUAACUAUGCUGAAAACAUUUUGACUUUGGCAAAGUGUCAGCAAAAUGACAAUGACAAGUGGCAAUCUGCCUUGACAACAGAUAAUGUAUUUGAAUUAAAGUGUGUGCAAGAGAGGAUGCAGGCUGGCAAAAAUUUCCAGAGCUCUCAGGUGGCACCAGCAGAUGCCUGUGUGCUACCUGAUAAAGGGGUCAAUGCGUCUGCCGCUCCAGGUCUUCCUAAACUUGGUGUCUUCAGCAGUUCCAGAGAGACCGAGCUCUGUGCUGGCUCAGCAAAACUUGCAAGUCAGGGACCAGAUCUCCUUGAGCAUUCCUCAUCUUCAACGUCUCUUCAAAGCGAUGUGCCUCCUGUCACCAAAUCUUUGGAUAUGCUUCCUGCCUUGUCAGCCUCCUUAAAGGAACAGGUUUGUAUGAGUUUCCAGGCAACUCCACUAUUUGGAAGAAAAGAAGUGACAAGUAGGAAUUCUCUGAAAAUGUCAGAUAACUGUCGAGACAGACAAAAUUUGCUCCUUUCCAAUCAGUCAGCUGGUCCUGUGUGGGCCGCAAGUUCCGGAAAAAGAAAAGCAUUUUAUGGUCUGGCCGAUGAAGGUGGCUUGGCGAUUCCUAGCCUUGCCCCACGCCGGGCUUCCACCAGUACAGAGGCCUGUAGCUUUUCAGGGUACAGAAACAGAAAUGAAGAAAACAAUGUUCCUGGUUUUAAAACUGCAAAAGAGCAGCUGUGGGUGGAUCAGCAAAAGAAAUCUCAAAACUUACCCCAACAUGCACCUAUCUCGUCAUAUGGAGGUGUAAAAAAAUCACUGGGUGCAGGCAGAUCUCGGGGUCCGUUUGGCAAGUUUGUCCCUCCUGUUCCAAAACAAGACGGAAAUGAAAAUGGAGGAGCACAGUGUAAACCUCAUGCGAGAGGACCAACGGAUCCAUUGCUGCCUGUAGAUGAACGACUGAAAAACAUAGAACCAAAAAUGGUUGAACUCAUCAUGCAUGAGAUAAUGGACCAUGGGCCUCCUGUCAACUGGGAUGACAUCGCCGGAGUUGAAUUCGCUAAAGCUACUAUAAAAGAAAUUGUAGUCUGGCCCAUGCUGAGGCCGGACAUCUUCACCGGUUUACGUGGUCCUCCUAAAGGAAUUCUUCUCUUUGGCCCCCCUGGGACUGGCAAGACUCUUAUAGGCAAGUGCAUUGCAUGCCAGUCUGGAGCAACAUUUUUUAGCAUCAGUGCCUCUUCUUUGACUUCAAAAUGGGUGGGCGAAGGGGAAAAGAUGGUCCGUGCCCUGUUUGCUGUGGCGCGAUGUCAACAACCAGCAGUGAUUUUCAUUGAUGAAAUUGAUUCUCUGUUGUCUCAGCGUGGAGAUGGGGAGCAUGAAUCAUCGAGAAGAAUAAAAACUGAAUUUCUGGUCCAGUUAGAUGGGGCAACGACCUCCUCUGAAGAUCGUAUUCUAGUGGUUGGAGCAACAAAUCGACCCCAAGAAAUUGAUGAAGCUGCCCGCAGGAGGCUAGUGAAGAGACUGUACAUUCCUCUUCCAGAAGCCUCAGCUCGGAAGCAGAUUGUUACCCGCCUAAUGUCUCAGGAGCACUGCUCUCUAAAGGAGGAGGAAAUUGAACUCAUAGUUAAGAAAUCUAAUGGGUUUUCUGGGGCAGAUAUGACACAGCUCUGUCGAGAAGCUUCCCUGGGCCCUAUCCGCAGCCUUCAGUCCACGGACAUUGCCACCAUCAUGCCAGACCAGGUGCGUCCGAUUGCCUUCCUGGACUUCGAGAGUGCCUUCCGAACCGUGCGGCCCAGCAUCUCCUCAAGGGACCUGGAGCUUUAUGAAACCUGGAACCAGACAUUUGGGUGUGGGAGAUAAUUGCAUCCUGACUGUUUUCCAGAAGCAGCUCUUUAGCACUGUCACGUACUAAACCCGUGAUAAUUUAGAGUGUCUGGCCCUACCUUUUGCUUCUGUCUUUGAAAUGAAUCUUCUGACGUCAUGCAGGCAGAUGUCUAGACCCUGGCCUGAGACUUCACCAAUUGAAAAGACUAUGAGAAACUGCCAUUCCUGACAUGAAAAAUCAGAUAGCUGCUGUGAAACAGGGACAGAUUUCACUGAUAUUUAAGGGGAAGAUGGUCAAACUUCACUGACAAUUCCAGGGAGUAUUGGGGGGGGAACCCUGCAAGGCCUACUGUGCUGUCUCAGCAAUACCAGGCAAGGCUGAGGGGACGCAGGUAAUGGUGUCAGAAAUACCAAUUUUAGGUAGGGAAAAAAAUGUAGAAAAAAAUGGGAUUCGUAGAUAAAAAAUAGGGGCAUGUUUGGGAGGAGAUGGGAGCAGAGGAAGGAAAGGGUCAAGGUGCAAAUGGGUGCAUAUGUGGAAAAAUAGAAAGGGAGAUAAAAGGGGACAAUCUCAUGCAAGCAGUGCUCUUGUCUGACAGAGCCCUGUGCCACAUCACUGCAGUAUAUCUCAGCUUCUUAUUAAAUACUUUUUCUUACGAUUUUGUGCUAGACCUUGUUUUCUGUGCCACAUCUACAUUCAUGGAUGUGUGUUAUCAGGAGCUCUGGGCACCUUUUACUGGGGAAUAGGCCAUGGGUCAAAGGAGCCUAAGGAUCUGAGGGCCAGCCAUGAGCUAGCCAACGUGUUUGCAGCCAGACACUGUAGGGAUGUGGGCAUGCGUGCAACCUGUACUAAUAAAACUCAGUAGAAAACUUCAGGGUGGCCUAGCUGGCAACCAGGAGGGAUCCAGCAUCUGGAAAGAGCCCAGACUGGAGCCAUUGGCAGGAUAAAGGGGCUCUGCGUCUGGGCAGAGGUAUAGAUGAACUUACAUCCCAUGGCAAUAUUUCUGAAGGCUCCUUAAGCAUGGUGUCCCUGUGAAGCUGGAAAGUGCAGGGGCCUGCCUGUCUUGCUAGUGAGCUUCAGUCCUGUUGGGCUGUAGAGGAGGGAUAAGAUAGGGCUGUGUUGUUGGAUCUAUGUGAGUGCAUUUGCUGUGUGUGUGCUGGUAAAGGCACUGCUUGCUCUGUGAUCUUGUCUCUGCAUGUGUGUGCACUUGCUGUUUUGCAUUAGGGGCUCAGCCUCAC